AGCACAUGUACGGAGUUCCGCAUCGAUUCACAACUUGAAAUUGAGACGGGGUUUUAUGUGGUUCUGUCACUGAUAUAUAACCUUACUUGUGAGCGUUUGAACCUUGGCUCCAGACACGUUUCUAGUAGCCUUCGCCAUCCGCCUCAUACGCCAUUGAUCAAGGGCUACUAUGUUGUCCUUCCCAGACGGCCUGCGUCUCCCCACAGCUAGGGUACCACUCACAACCGCGACCUUCGUUUCUGGUGUCCUUCCACCAGUCGUAUGUGGCUUCGCCACAGCUUUUCUUGUCUUGCUUUCCCGAACGCAGCCAGUCCGCAUUGUCUUAUGGCCCAUCACAGCGAUCCUCGCUUUUCGCGCUGCGACGUCGCUAGAUGUGUCCAUGGGACAACCGAAAUAUAACUUCUUGAAUACGCAGCUUCAAGUGAGUUCCCGUCGUACUCGCAUUAACUGCUACAGCGUUGAACUUAUCCUUCAGCAAACCAUGUUUUUUAUUGCUGCACGCACCCUUGAAUGGACGCUGCAGACAAAACCUUUUAUUCGCAUGGCUCGGCGAUCGUCAAAACAAAAUUCCGUGCUCGACAUGUUUGAUUUGAUAUUUAGCGUUCGAGGUUGUGGCUGGGACUGGUCGCAGGGACUGUACAUCCCGCCUGAGACGCAUCCUACAUCCUCACGAUUGGCCUUUGCUGCGUCCACUCUCGUCUCUGGUCUAAAGCACUUGUUUCUUUGCGGCGCGAUUCACUCUGCCGUGCAGUCCUUUUCACCAGAGACAUUUGGUUCUGUUGAUGGCGGUACCAUCUUUGACCAAUCACUUCCCCCGCACCUCCGUUAUCUACGGUCGAGCAUCAUAGCAACGCUAUGCGCAUUCUGCAUCUAUUCAGGACUCCAAACCUGUUACGAGCUCACCGUAAUUCCUUGUGUACUGUUAUUAAGGCAACAUCCAGACCAAUGGCCCCCCUCAUUCGACUCUCCCUGGCGCUCCACUUCUCUCAGAGAUUUCUGGAGCCGACGCUGGCACCAGUGGUUACGUCGGCUAUUCAUUUUCUUCGGUGGACGGCCACUUUCUUUGCUCUUUGGGCGCGUCGGGGGCGUCAUAGGCGCGUUCCUCGUCUCUGGUUUUUUUCACCACCUCGCACUAUCCGCCAUUGCCCCGUCCUCGGAAAUGUGGCGCAUGGUGCUGCCAUUUGGAAUGAUGGGCGUUGGCAUGAUUAUCGAGCGUGCUGUUGCGGGGAAUCAGACAGGUGGCUGGAUGGGAUGGAUCUGGACGAUGUGCUGGAUGGUGUUGUGGGGGAAUGUGAUGGUGGAUGGGUGGGCAAGAGCUGGGAUGUUUGGCGGUUCGACCAUUUUGGAUAGUACGAUGCCUUUAAGACAACCGAUCGAGCGGUUGGUGAGGACGUUUGACGAGUAUCUACAUGCAUAAAUAUUGAUCGAGUAGCCGAUACUA
Suillus subalutaceus is the source of this 1441-nucleotide messenger RNA. RefSeq lists its product as uncharacterized. Gene Ontology annotation, biological process: lipid metabolic process. The coding region runs from base 170 to 1417 and encodes 415 amino acids. The record is from RefSeq and is a predicted model, not a curated record. The transcript has a single exon. Lineage: Eukaryota; Fungi; Basidiomycota; Agaricomycetes; Boletales; Suillaceae.